Messenger RNA from Ictalurus furcatus (blue catfish), 1165 nucleotides. It is a transcript of the gene clxn, whose product is annotated as calaxin. Gene Ontology annotation, molecular function: calcium ion binding. The transcript has 7 exons. The record is from RefSeq and is a predicted model, not a curated record. Lineage: Eukaryota; Metazoa; Chordata; Actinopteri; Siluriformes; Ictaluridae. Bases 247 to 891 code for a protein of 214 amino acids.
UAAAACCGGUAGAGUAAAUCCUAAAAGACAAACAGAAGGUUAAAUCAUAAACGGCUCUGUCGUAGAUAAUUAGUGCAGUAAAUAGGGUGUAUAAGCUGAUCUAUCAUGUACAGUGUAUUUGGGAUUCAGCCUUACAGAAGACUUGUAGGUAUUUGUCGCCCUCUAGAGGAGGUAAAUAGAGGCGGAUUUGAGUUUCCAUGGUAACCCAGUGUCAACAUCCUGAGUUGUUGAGCGUGUGGUUUCAGCAUGUCCGAGAUGUCUGCGCUGAGCAAAAAGCUGAUUCAAACCUUGGCUGAAACUCUGUCUAAACAAGUUAAACACUUUAAUAAAACUGAAGCGGAGUGCCUGAUCCGACUGUUUAACACACUGCUGGGAGAACAGACUGAGAGGAAAGCGGCUCAUGGACUGGACCGGGGAAAAUUCCGCAACAUCCUGCACAACACAUUCGGACUGACCGAUGACAUGAUUAUGGACCGAGUUUUUCGUGCCUUUGACAAGGACAACGAUAGCUACAUCAGUGUUAAAGAGUGGAUAGAAGGACUAGCGGUCUUCCUCCGAGGGACACUGGAUGAGAAAAUAAAAUUCUGUUUUGACAUUUAUGACCUGAACGGGGACGGCUACAUAUCUCGGGAGGAAAUGUUCCACAUGCUGAAGAACAGCCUGAUCAGACAGAUGACUGAGGAAGACCCCGAUGAAGGAAUUAAGGACCUCGUGGAAAUAAUACUAAAGAAAAUGGAUUACGACCACGACAGCAGACUUUCAUAUUCAGACUUCGAAAAGGCUGUGAGGGAUGAAAAUCUGUUAUUAGAGGCUUUUGGAUCUUGUCUUCCUGACGCAAAGAGCAUACAGGCAUUUGAGCAACAUGCAUUCCAGGAUACACUGAGGACCUGAAUCAGUCAACUAACAAAUUCACAACAAGUUUGGGUCCAAAGAAAGGAGCAUUUUUGUCCAACAUUCCCAAAAAGUCUGUAUUGUCCAUCAUUUUCCUCUUUCUGUUUUCCAAACGUGCCGUCCUCGGUAUAAACCUUGGUGCAGUGGAUGGAGGAUUUUUGGAUAUUUUAGACCUGUCUCUUUCUUCCUUGUCAGCAGAUGCUGAGUCUGGCCAAUUUGUGGUCUGUUUGGAAAGUUCCGGGGAAGCCGAGAUGAAACGAUGUAGAGAUCCCAU